CCGGGCGCGGUGAGCGGAGCCGGAGGGAGGGGGUUCCUCGGAGCCCGGCGUUGCUGCGGGUCUGGUUCUCUCCCUGAGGAGAGGCUUUUCUCAGCAUGCAGUCCCUUUAGAUUUGGGUGUGAUAACCAAGCACAUCUGGCACGUUGGACUUCUGGCUUGCAUUCUUCUGUCAUCCUGCUUUUCUGAAGAACACACUAUUCCUUUGCCCUGGGCUUGAGCAGUAAAGAUCUGACUGCUGGUUGAACUGUUACCUCUUUGCUGUGAUGGAAAAGCGCUCAUCUAAAACAAGCCCCUUGUUAUGCUGCUAAAACUGCCUCUGAAUACAAGAUCUGUGGUGAUUGUUAAAACACAAACCCCAAAAUGUCGGAACCCGACCCCUCAUCUGGUUUUGUAGGAAACAUGGAAAAUGGGACUUUUCUGGAGCUAUAUCCUACGUCGCUUUCAACAUCUGUGGAUUCAUCAGCUGGCCGUUUAUCCAACGUCUACGUCUAUGUUUCUAUAUUCCUCAGUCUCUUAGCUUUCCUCCUUUUGCUAUUGAUCAUUGCACUUCAGAGGCUGAAAAACAUAAUUUCUUCCAGUUCCUCAUACCCAGAAUAUAACAGUGAUGCUGGAAGUUCUUUCACUAAUUUAGAAGUCUGUAGUAUUUCUUCCCAGCGGUCUGCUCUUUCAAACCUUUCUUCAUGAAACUAAAUGAAAGGGAAUAUAUAGGGCAUGGAGAAGCUUUGUCUAGUUUCUAGGGGAGGUAGUGCAUGCAACAUUUGCCUUAGGAGACGAUGAUGAAAAGGUGGCAUUUAAAGUUUAGUUUUUUCUUUCCUUUUCUAGUCUUCAUUUUCCCUUUUACUAAUGUUGAUUUGCAUUUUGGAUAAUGACUCUUAAUCAUUGUUUCAUGCCUGUAAUUGCGAUGCUUUUUCUCACACAUAUGUGGUGUUCAUUAGGAGUAUUCCUGCCAAACUGUAAUAUGGUUCUAAGUAGAUGUGUCAUUUUUUUCUGCUCUAGUUGUGGCCCCUUUCCUGGUUUUGUAUUAAUAAUACGCUGUUUUUCCUUUUUUAAUUAGAAAAGGAUAAAAUCUCUAUUGCAAAAGUAACAAAAAUGAGCUUAAAUUAUCAAUAUAGUUUGUGGGACAACUUAAAGUUGUUGACAUUGUUUCCUUUUUUGUUUUUCUUGUCUUUUUCAGUAUUUAUUGGUGUUUAUUGAAUGCAACUAAAAUCCAUCUCCUGAAGAAUGUUACAUUUAUUUAUUUGUACUUCCAAAUCAUUCUGGAUAAAGUUGUCUGUAUUUCAGUUUUUAAAUCUCUGAAAUCUUUGGUUAAAUUAGUAAAGCAACUACAAUAACUAUGGUCAUUGCUGAAUGUGUAGAGGUAUUUUUGGACUACACUGCAAAUAAUUUGCCUAACGAUUUAUUCCUCUGGGGGGCAGCUUUUGCUUCGGAAUCACACAUCUCACAAAACUCCUGUGCUGAUUGUGCAUCCUAUUGGUACAGGGUACCAGUACAAACCAAUGGCUUCUUUUAGGAGAUCCAUAUACUGUGACUGUAGCUAGUAGCUAAAUAGCUCCUGGAACCAUCCUUUCUUUAGGCACAAGAUGUUUGCAAAGCCAGCAGGAAUGGAAAUUAUUUGAUCUGGUGAGGGUUUACUGGGGUGGACUUUGCCUUAUAUUUCACAUAUGCACACUGGGGUGGAGGAGGGACAUGAGAUGUUCCAUUCAUAGGCAGAUCUGAGCUUUGACAAUAAAGAGGUGCAUCAUGUCCUUGCAGAGGGUUGGAAGAGUUAGGAAGGAGAAAGGCAGUGGCUCUGCUCCUUUUCUCCAUGAGCUUAAGGAAAGGCCAGAGAUGGAUGACUUUUCCCAACCCUGCUCCUUUUUGCUAUGCUGUAGUCUGGGUUAUGAUCCCCUUUGCCUGCAAUAUAAGUUAGCACUCAGUUUUUGCAGUCAGAUAACCAGCAUUAUUGUGAACAAGAGCCUGGAACCAGCUGUGAAUUAAAUUAUCAGAAAAAUUACUAACAUGCCAAAUGUGAUCUACCAGGAUUGCAGCCCCAUGCUGUGCUGUCUUAUUCCUUGCUGGCCUGAUUGCUGUGUGUGAGGAUAGCCUAGUCCUGCCAUUCAGAUCCAUGCAAAUGCUCCUCUGAUGGCACCAUGAUAGUCACUGGAGAGAUCAGAGGAAGGCUGUGGAAAUGCCACUGCUGUAUCUGUUCCUGGGGUAAGAGUGUGUACAGCUCUGGGUCACCAACAAGACACAUUAACUACGCAGUCUUUAAAAGAGAAAUUUAAAACUUCAGUGUAAAUACAGUCAUUAAAAACACAGCUGUUCAAUGCCAAACAACGUGCAAAUGGUGUUAGAGUUGCUGCUUUCAGUUUUUCAAAGUGAACCUGCAGUAUGUGGGUAAUUGUUAAUUGAUCAUGGCGUUGAUUAGCUCCUUACAAAGGACAAUGGACUUACUGACCAAGAGAUAAAUUAAGGCCACAGGAGCUCUGAGACAAACUGUUUUUAUAAAUUUUGGCUCUCAAAUAUUUCAUUCGUCUGGACAAAAAUUCCUUGUAGGUUACUUUUCACUGUAAUUGAUGGUAGGCCUGGGAAAAAGACUGUAGUAUUGAAAAGUGAUCAGCAAAGAUUAUUGCCAUUCAGAAAACUGUUCAAAAUCCCAAAUCUGUAACAGAAUGUAUUUGUGUGUUAACUUGGAGAUAAAAAUAAAUGAACU
Centrocercus urophasianus (Greater sage-grouse) is the source of this 2692-nucleotide messenger RNA. It is a transcript of the gene SERTM1, whose product is annotated as serine rich and transmembrane domain containing 1. The record is from RefSeq and is a predicted model, not a curated record. The transcript has 3 exons. Lineage: Eukaryota; Metazoa; Chordata; Aves; Galliformes; Phasianidae. Gene Ontology annotation, cellular component: intracellular membrane-bounded organelle. Bases 361 to 684 code for a protein of 107 amino acids.